Molecule: messenger RNA, 6192 nt
Organism: Brassicogethes aeneus
Lineage: Eukaryota; Metazoa; Arthropoda; Insecta; Coleoptera; Nitidulidae
Source: the annotation of a GenBank genome assembly
CCCAGCGGCGUCUUUAGUAAGCCUCGCUAAUUUGACAGACUAAAGGCCCUAACCAAAAAAUUUGGGGAAAAAAUCGGGAAAAUACAACAAAAUUGUGUUAUAUAACUGAUAUACAGCGCGUUUAGUGAAUCCUGGACACUCCGUGCCUAUUAUUUAAAAAAUGCCGUAAACCAAAAAAAUCAACCUAACACCAACCAAAAAAAUGCAUAAGAAGCCUUAAACCAAACCCGUAACGUCCAAAACAGUGAUAUAAAAAUGUCUCACUCCGAACACUAGAAAAAAGACUAAAUCAAAAAAAAAAACAACAAAUGAAGAUGUCUAGCGGGGAAGACAAAAAAAAGUUCUACUGCAGAGACUGGGCCUUCCAAAAGUUAUCGCACUGUCUCGAUCAAAGAACGGUGUCGAAAACUUGCGGAGUUUUACUCUUGGGUGGAAGUGGUUGCGGAAAAACCACAUUAUGCACCGAGUUGGCCUAUCCUAGCAGCGGUCCGACCGGUAGACAACAGAGGGCUCUGAACCGCAGAUUGCUGUGCUACCACUUCCUGCAGGGUCAUAACGAGAAAAGUUUAUCUUUGAGCGAGUUCGUUAGGUCUUUGGUGACGCAGAUUUUAAACCACAGCACGGAAAGUCACAAAGAAAGAUCCAUACGGCGUAAACAAGCCGCUAAGGUGCUUGAAGGGGGGUCAAACAACAUAGGUUACGAGCAAAAUAUCACAAGCAACUCUGAAGGUCUUUACAGCAACAUUUCACCCAAUACAGACACCAAAAAAUCCAUAGACUUACCAAUAAACCCCAGAACUACAAUUGCAGAUGCCUAUUUGGAGAAGUUAAAGUUGGACCCCGAGAUACAGAUAGCGCUAAGGGCCAAAAACAUAGAGCAGAACCCUGAUGACUGUCUCAAGAGAGCUCUACUGUUUCCUCUGCUGGAAAUUGACCCCCCAAAACAAAGCCUCUUCAUUUUGAUCGACUCCAUCGACGAGCAUUCCUUCGUUUACUCUAAUAGCACCCUAACGCGGUCUAAACCCAGAGAGAGGUCCAGCCAAAGCAAGACAAUUGCGGAAUUACUGGCCAACCACCAUCAUCUACUGCCGCAAUGGUUACUACUGGUUUGUACCGCCAAAAAGCAGUCAAAAAGCAUCGCGAAGAUGUUUACAGGCUUCAGAAAACUAUCCCUGGAUGAUUUGAGAAAAUCUCAGGUGGUUAGAGAUGUUCAGCAGUACAUUUUGGCGCGGUUGGACCAAGAGAACAGUCUCAGGCAGCAUAUAUCGCGAGAUACGGCUGAAAUGCUCAACCAACUGCACAUAAAAUCCAACGGUUGUUUUUUGUAUCUGGAAAAAGUUCUGGAUGGGGUGUCGGAUAACUUCAUAGUCCUCAGAGAGGUCAGGGAAAUCCCCGGGACGUUAAACGGUUUGUAUCUGUGGUUAUGUCAAAGAUUGUUCAACAGAAGACAAUUCUCUAAAGUUCAGCCACUUCUGAAUGUUAUAUUGGCGGCAAAAUGCGCAUUAAGCGAGACGCUACUCUUUGACAUUAUUAAAGUGUACAACCCAAAAGUAACCUCGGAAGACUUCAAGAAGAGAUUCUCGCUGCUAAGACGCGUCAUCAUCAUCAACAAAAUCGGCGUCAUCUCGCUUUUUCAUCACUCCUUCGCAGACUGGUUGCUCGACAUCAAACAUUGCACGCAGAAAUUUUUGUGCAACAUUUUUAACGGGCACUGCAUCUUGGCGAUGUACUACACCUUGCACGCCAAACUUUUGAACGUCCAGGAGAUUUACGACUACGCCUUUCAUUUGACCAGGAUGGAGCAAUUUUUGAGCGAAAAGCCCAGCCAGAAGUGCCCAACGUUGUUUAAAUUGACGCAAGAUGGGAAGAAUACUAGUACUUUGGGAACUGAUUCACUCGAAAAGACCUCCACCGAAAUCUAUGCAGACUUAAAAGCUUUGCAAGAGCUGACGAAAAAUUACGAAAAAGAUUUGAAUUACGAACUGGAAAACCUCCAGUUGGAUACUAGUUUUAUAGAAACAGAACCUAGCACCCAACAGUUACAGUUGGACUUGGAAUUGGAGAAAAAUGAUUUGAAUGUCAACGUCAACGAAAUAGUGAACUUGGUGAAUGCUAGAACCCCCGCAUCCGAUAAAGAUCCCAUCUACGCUUCAGUUAACAAAAUAAAAAAGGUCGAAACCAACAAUGCGGAUGCGGUUGCUGUCAAGAAUGAUCUGGAUAAUAAAGAACCUAAACUUCAACAAACAAAUUUGGAUCAGCUCCACAAGAUGUCGGAUUUGACCCAGAAAAACACCGACAUCAACCUAAAAACCAGUACUACCAACGAUUUAAACCUAACCUCACUUACGUCCACCACCACCAUAAACACGCUUGCCAACCCUCAAGAGCAAAACAAAAACACCUCGAACGGUUUUGACGUGCACACCUUGACGGUUCUCUGGCUGAUUUACAGCGGUGCCAACGUGGAGGAGUGUCUUUUGGAGGGGAACGAAAUGUCCGGGGUAAAUUUCGGAGCUUUUUUGCCCACCGAUCAAAAAGUCUUGAAGCUUUUGCUCGAAGCUGGCGCUGUCGAGCAGCAAGACGGCGAAGGCUGCGGUUACGAGAGUCAGAUGUCGCUAGCAUCGACAUCUAGUGAGCAAAGUCCUGAACCAUUGUUUGACCUUCAAGACAUUCAUGGGCAAGCGGCUUUACACGUUGCAGCAAGACUGGGUCAGGCCCAAGUUGUGAAGGUGCUUUUAGAAGCAGGUGCAAACGCCGAUCAGGCUGAUGUCGACGGAUGGACGCCCCUCAGAGCUGCCGCCUGGGGCGGCCAUACUGAGGUGGUAGAACUGCUCGUCAAACACGGUUGCUCGCUGGACAGUGUGGAUUCUGAGAAUCGCACUGCACUAAGGGCUGCCUCUUGGUCGGGACACGAGGAGAUUGUGAGGAACUUGCUGCAUAACGGUUCGAACGUGAACUUGACGGAUCACGAAGGCAGAACGGCCCUCAUAGCGGCCGCUUAUAUGGGUCAUUCCGAGAUUGUGGAGCAUUUGCUGGAGUUCGGGGCCGAUAUUAAUCAUCCGGAUGCCGAUGGGAGGACGGCCUUGAGCGUCGCGGCGCUCUGUGCACCUAGAUCCCCCGGCACGAGCGUAGUAUCGACUCUGCUCGAGCGCGGCGCCAGCGUCGAUCACCAAGACAACGAAGGCAUGACGCCUCUUUUGGUGGCAUCGUUCGAAGGUCACCGAGACGUGUGCGAAGUUCUGCUGGAAAACGAGGCGGACGUCGAUCACUGCGACAGAGGCGGGCGCAGCCCCCUGUGGGCCGCCGCCAGCAUGGGCCACGCCCCCGUCGUGGCCCUCUUGCUGUUCUGGGGCUGCUGCAUCGACAGCAUGGACGCCGAAGGCAGGACCGUGCUGUCCGUGGCCGCGGCGCAAGGGUGCGUAGAGGUGGUGCGUCAACUCUUAGACAGAGGUUUAGACGAACUGCACAGAGACAACUCCGGAUGGACACCUUUACAUUACGCAGCUUUCGAGGGACACCACGAUGUGUGCGAAGCUUUAUUGGAAGCUGGGGCGCGAAUCGACGAAACCGACAAUGAAGGAAAAGCUCCUUUAGCUUUAGCAGCACAAGGGGGGCACACAGUUUUAGUCAACAUGUUUAUCGAUAAAUAUGGCGCACCCGUUAACCAACGGCCUCACGACGGCAAAACUGCCUUAAGACUUGCCGCAUUGGAGGGACACUACGAUAUCGUGCAAAUUUUGAUUGCAAACGGGGCUGAUGCGGACGUUAAGGACGCGGAUGGCAGGAGCACCCUGUAUGUUCUGGCUUUGGAUAACCGGUUGGCUAUGUCGAAGUAUUUCAUACAGCAAGGGGCGGAUGUGGAAACUAGGGACCUUGAGGGUCGUACUCCGCUUCACGUUUCUUCCUGGCAAGGCCACACGGAAAUGGUGUCCCUUCUUUUGACCUACGGAAAAGCCCAAGUGGACGCCACUGAUUUAGAAAACCGCACCGCACUGCACUCCGCCUCUUGGCAGGGCCAUUCCGACAUCGUCAAAAUGCUUUUGGAUCACAGGGCCAUGCCCGAUCACACCUGCAACCAAGGCGCCACAGCGCUGGGUAUAGCUGCUCAGGAAGGCCACGAGUUGUGCGUAGUUGCUUUGCUGGAGCACGGGGCGGACCCCAAUCAUUCGGACGCCUGCGGGCGGAACGCGAUGCGGGUUGCCGCCAAGAGCGGCCACCGCGGCGUUGUCAGGUUGCUCGAGGACUACAACGCGAGGAGCCACCAGAAGGUGGCGCACACGAGCAGCAGCGCCAACUCGAUCACGUCCGCAUCAACUGCGGAAACAAAACCAUCGUGCGCCGUAUUAUACCCAGGCUCUUCGGAAUGGCCCGAACACCAACGUCGUUCAACUAUUUCUUUAGGAAAUCACAGUUCCAACUCUAAAUCCAGUUCAAACUUGACGAAUUCGAGUCAUUCUAGUCGCCAUGGUGACCGACAAAGAGGAGAAAACGCGCAAAAUACACAGCCAAUGUCAUUUACACAACAGCUACAGCAAUGCACAAGGGGGGCAAAAACGCGCCCCCUCAGUAAACUAUUGUCCCCCCUACAAAGUGAACCGCAAAGUCCCAUUUACGCAUCCCCACCUUUAUCUCCGGUCCACGACAUUUCAAGCAAUAUAUUUGGUGCAAUGAAUAUUUACCAACCUGUUUUGCGUCACAACAACUUUGCUAAAGCUCCGGACACGCAUUUUGCCCGUGACACGCACAUGCGUAUUAUUUUGGGCAAUUCGGGCAAUUCUUCCGCGUUCGGGUCAAAAACGGACAAGAAAUCUGACAACAAUGCAGAUAACAGCAACUCGAAAAGCAGCAAUCAAAAACCAAAACGAAACGGUUUGGUUUCCAAUCUGAACCCCGCUUUACGCCUCGUUGCCAACGUUAAAAACGGCUUGGAUUCGGCAGCACAAAACUUGAGAAAAUCCACAUCCGGAAACAAUCCCAGCACCAAAACCAACAGUUUUCACUGGAGAAAGGAAACCCCGCUUUAAAAAACCUUUUUUAUCUGGUGCAAGAAGGUUUUUUCGGACAUAUGCUAGUCAAUAUUAAGGUUUAACUAAUAAUAUAACACAAAAAACACAACACCAUACCUACCUAGUCUUACUUAUAUCAAAGAUUAAUUUUCUAAAAAAAAACACUGCAAACUAUAACAAAUUAAUUAACUACUCAUAUAUUUUUUUUAAGUUGUUAAAAUUAAUUUAAAAGUUCGAUAAACAUAAGUAGUAAAGUAUUUUUGAUUAUUAACAGUAUACAGGGUGUUUAGCACUGUUAUAACCAUCAAUAACUAGAGUUGUUAGUUUUAUUUAAAUUAUCGUUUUUUUUAUUUAUUUAACAGUAUAAAACGUGACACCCUGUAUAUAAAAAUUAGCCUGGGCCAAAAAAAUCAACUAUUUUUAAUAAUAAUUUUUUUUGUCACCCCAAACAAUAUUUUCGAUAUACUUUACAAAAAAAAAUAGUCGAUUUUUUUGGCCCAGUCUAAUAAAAAUGUAUCUAUAUACUAGUUUGGGCCUAAUUUGAUUUAACUGUUUUUGACUUUUGUGAAGUUCUUGUUUUUGUGGAUAGUUUAUAUAUUUAGUAAAGCAAAUUUUGGAAUAAAUCAAGGGUACUAAAAAAAUCUAGCAAUACCUACACAAAAAAAAAUAAAUGAAGUCAGUAUUUUUAUUCUAAAAUUUGCCGGUUAGUUUAAUAUGUAAUAUUGGAAAAUAUUAUGUAGCAAUGCAAUAUAUAAUGUCUACAAAUUGAUUUUUUGUAGUGUAUUCUUUUUUGCUUUAAAAUAAUGCAUACAAAUGCAGGGAUCUGUAAUACUUAGUUAAAAUAAACACCCGGUAUAAGAUUUCUUCUUGAUUUAUCUAUCUAACCAAUAAAAAGAUCCCGACAAACAAUUUUCUUUUGUUUAACAAACUACUAAGAUCUCAUGCUGUAAUAAUAAUAAUAAUUAUUAUUAUUAUAAAGUAAUAUUUUUGUAUUAUCUUCACGAACAUAUUAAUUGAUAAUAUUAGUUUUUAAGGUCUGUAUAAUUUUGAGUGACUUUUCUUUUUGUUUUACUUUUCGAUGUUUAUUUAUUUUUUCGUUCUAAUUAAUACCUUAAAGUUUUUUUCGUUUGUAUACAGUUAUUUUGUGCACUGUAUAUUUAAAAACAGUAUUAAAAUAAAUAUAUAU